AUGUCUGUGGCCCAGAUACAAACCAGUCCCCGGAUGCCUUCGCCGGGUGCGACGAUGGUUCUGCCCGGAAUGGCGGACCACGUGCCGCGCCAGAUGGACAGAUCCACCAUCGAUGCGUCUGCGGUCCAGAACCGGGCCGUUGCGCUGAAAAGCGUCCAUGAAAAGAGCUACAUUGAGUCAGAAGACCAUAGGUCGCGCUCCGAUGCGUCUGCUCUCAACUCCAGAAACAGUCUAUCCGGCUCCAGCCGAAAGGCGCACCGAGAAGUGCGUUUUGGCGCGUACGUGUUGGGCCUGACGCUCGGCGAAGGAGAGUUCGGCAAAGUCAAGCUCGGCUGGCGCAAGGACGGCCAGCAUCCGAGCCAGGUGGCGAUCAAAUUGAUCAAACGAGACACGUUGGCGCGCGACACCGAGCUGGAGGUGAAAAUCCACCGCGAAAUCAACUCCAUGCGUCUUCUCAGCCAUCCCAACAUCAUCAACUUAGUAGAGGUUUUGAAGAGCGGUAAGUAUAUAGGCAUAGUGUUGGAGUACGCCUCCGGAGGCGAGCUCUUCGAGCACAUCUUGCAGCAUAAGCAUUUGAAGGAGAACGUGGCCAAACGUCUCUUUGCCCAGCUCGUCAGCGGCGUCGAUUACAUGCAUCUGAAGGGCCUCAUACACCGUGACUUAAAGUUGGAGAACUUGUUGUUGGACAAACACAAGAACAUCAUCAUCUCGGACUUUGGCUUCGUCAACUCCUACAACCGCGCCAAAAACGAUCUCAUGAAGACCUCGUGCGGGCUGCCGUGCUACGCUGCGCCCGAAUUGGUGCUUACCAGAACGCCGUACUCCGGCCGCAAGGUGGACAUUUGGUCGAUGGGUGUGAUUCUCUACGCCAUGCUCGCUGGCUACUUGCCUUUCGAUGACGACAUUGAAAACGAGGACGGCUCGGAUAUUGUUCGUCUAUACAACUACAUCUGCUCCACAAGACUCACGUUCCCUGAGUAUGUGUCUCCCUUGGCGCGUGACUUACUUAGACGCAUCAUCGUCCCUGACCCUGCUAGACGUAUCGGCAUCGACGAGAUCCGCAACCACCCAUGGUUGGCGCUGCAUGCAUCGCUCUUGGCCAUCAGACAACCCGAAUGGGAUCGCAUUGCCCACGACGAGAAGCUCAGCGGCAGCAAGAUCGCCUCUGCUGCCACGGCUGCGCAAGUGGGCCAGAACAGAAACAAGCGCUUCUCUAUGAUCUCAGAGACAACCAAUUCAUCCGCACUCAUGUUGAGUGGCUCCAAACCCGCCUACGGCAAGUCAUAUGCAUCCAGCUCCAACAUCAUCUAUUCUAAUCCUACCACAUCGUCAUCAUUUGCCAACGUCGUUGCCACAAGCACCGAUUCCGAGAACAGAAGCCAGAGAGCCUCGUCGGUCUCUACCCAGGCAGAAAUCUCCGCCAAUGCCACUGCUGCAACGCUGCCUAUGUUGUUGCCCCACCAGAAGGGCCACGCCAAAUCUGCAUCAAUUUCAAACUCACACUCUUCUGCUAGUAAUGCACUCAAAGCCAUGGUUUCUGACCAGACUGCCAUUUCCGAACAAGAAAAGCCAGUUGAAUCUGAUCCUGUGUCUCUGCCAGUCACCCCAUUGCAUCUUUCCAGAAACUCCACAUACGCCGGUACAAUCCCAACCAUCGCUGAAAGCCCUACUGCGGCCCAGUUUGAGCCAACGGCUACACGCGCGCUCCCAGCUCCGAUCGAACGUUUGCCUCACACACAGAAACGUCCGCGCCCAACUUCGUACCACCCUGGCUCGAUGUCUCUGUCUUUCAUCAUGUACAAUAAUAGCGCAUCCACUGUUCUGGAUAUCUUCAAGAGUCAAGCGCACUCUCCAUCGCACCCUUACUCGCACUUCUUACUGUCUUCACCCACGCGGACUCCCCAUGGUGUCGAUUCUGCUGUGAGUAUUGGUGAUAAUGGCAACGGUAGCCCUGUCUUGCUGGCAGCGGGAACUACUCGCAGAACAACCAGGAGAGACUCCGUGGUGACUGCAAUCAAUGUUAAUGGUGUUCUUUCUAGUGAAAUAAGCAACCAUGACAAUGAGCGCAAUUCUGUGUUGAGCUACUUGGAAGACAAAAUGGACGCUUUAGAGUUGACGGAGCUGCACAGCCCUACGAGAGUUCCUUUGGACGAUUCGGACCUUCCAGUCAUACGCAAUAUUCCCCAGAUUCCAAAACUACAGACCACUCUUCCUCAACCAGGAAAGGCCACUCCUAUCAUCGACCAACUGCCUAAGUUUGCAGUGGCUGCAGAGUCUCCCGUUAUAACUCAAAGUGAUUCUCUUCUGCUUGCAAAGCCUGACGAGCAGAGGUUGGAUCCAGAAGCUACGCCAAAGCUCGGCCAUUCACCCAAUGAGGCAUCCAAUGCCAUCGAACAAGGCGUUGCUCACACAACCCCUAAUGUAGAAACUCUUGUCGAUGAAACACCAGAUGUUGCGAAGAAAGCUACUGUUCUUGCCAGUGAGGCACAGUCAGUACCUGUGCCAGUUGAGAGACCACAGACUGAUAGUAAGGAGGUGCAAGAGAAUAAGAAGAAGAACCGAUUCAGCAUCUUGUCGUUCUACGGUUCUUCCUCGUUUUCUUCUUACAACUUAAGCGAGGGCCAGGAGGAAAAUAAUAAGGACAAAGUCGAAGGUGCCAACGUGGGUUCUCGAGAGCGCCGCCGUGUUGAAUCCGCCGGAUCGUCGAAUUCGCAAAGACGCCCUAUGAGCAUGAUCUCACAAAACACCACUAACACGCAUGUAACUGCGAAGGAGGCCAGUGCGGCCCGCAAGGUAAUGAAUUUCUUUAAGAGAAGAAGCGUUAGAAUAGGCUAA
Molecule: messenger RNA, 2835 nt
Organism: Australozyma saopauloensis
Lineage: Eukaryota; Fungi; Ascomycota; Pichiomycetes; Serinales; Metschnikowiaceae
Product: protein kinase
Exons: 1
Coding region: 1-2835 (944 amino acids)
Biological process (GO): protein phosphorylation; intracellular signal transduction
Cellular component (GO): cytoplasm
Molecular function (GO): protein serine/threonine kinase activity; ATP binding
Source: RefSeq, a predicted model, not a curated record